AAAAAAACCCUAACCCUAGCUUCAAUUAAGCUUCUGAAUUUUGAAUUUGGAAUACCAAAAGAAGACGAAGAAGACAGGUUGUUACAGUGUGAGAGAAAAGAAUGAAGCAGAGAAGACGAGGGAAAAAAGGGGAAGAAGUUCAGCUUUGUCCCGACGUUGAAAGACUGGAAUUGGGCCGACCGGGUCGGGCCGAUUCUUUUCUUUAUGGUCUUGACUAUCAAACAUUGGACCUCGUCGCCACAAUUGGCUUUUCCCGUCCCAUUGGACUCUGGGCCCAUUUGAUAAUGCUAUUAAAACUUUUUGGAAAAUUAAAAUGCGCUCUAAAAAGAAAUGAAUAAAUGAAUAAAAAACCUAAAGACUGGUUCACUUGGGUGAGAGCAGAGGAGGAAGUCCAAUUGUAGGGAGAGAGACACCAGAGAGAGCGAGAGAGGUCGGAAAGUUCAGCUGCGCCUCUUCCCCAUCAGAGCUUUUCAACUCAACUUUUGAAAGGACCGCGUUUAGUAUUACAGUGUGCCCUAGGUCUUAGUAGGUUUCGCGCCGCGAUGGAAAUUGAUUCUGACUUUAGCAAGAUGAAUAUAAAAUCAUCGGAGCAAAGUGACGCUUCGACGCCAAUGGAUUCCGAAGAUUCCUCCAGUACUCAGCUCAAUUUUGCCCUUGAAAUGUUUGGAUAAUUUAUUUGGCGUGUUUGGUAUUGCUUAGAAGGCAAAGGGCAAAGAAAAGGAGGAACUGAGCGAUUCCAUGGAGAAACUAAAUAUUGACAAGUCAUCUUCCGGGCAGGCAGGGACUUCAUCAUCUAACUUUAGGAGAAAACCGGUUAUUAUUAUUGUUGUUGGGAUGGCAGGGAGUGGAAAAACAACAUUCCUAAAUCAGCUGGUCUGCCACACUCAAGCUUCAAAUAUUCGGGGUUAUGUAAUGAACCUUGACCCUGCUGUGAUGACCCUCCCGUAUGGAUCAAAUAUUGAUAUAAGAGAUACUGUUCGGUACAAGGAAGUGAUGAAGCAAUUUAAUCUGGGACCUAAUGGAGGAAUUCUAACAUCACUCAACCUGUUUGCGACAAAGUUUGACGAGGUUAUUUCAGUUAUUGAGAGACGUGCAGAGCAGCUUGAUUAUGUUCUUGUUGAUACGCCUGGGCAGAUUGAGAUAUUCACUUGGUCUGCUUCUGGGUCUAUCAUUACAGAAGCUUUUGCGUCAACCUUUCCUACUGUGGUCGCAUAUGUAGUUGAUACACCCCGUUCAGCUAGCCCAGUUACCUUCAUGAGCAACAUGCUUUAUGCUUGUAGCAUCCUCUAUAAGACAAGGCUGCCUCUUGUUCUAGCAUUCAAUAAAAUUGAUGUGGCUCAACAUCAAUUUGCUUUGGAGUGGAUGGAAGAUUUUGAGGCAUUUCAAGCAGCUGUAAGUUCAGAUCAUUCAUACACUUCAACUUUAACUCAGAGCCUCUCCCUUGUGUUGGAUGAGUUCUAUAAGAACUUGCGUUCUGUUGGAGUUUCUGCGAUUUCUGGUGCUGGAAUGGAAGCCUUCUUUAAGGCCAUUGAAGCAAGUGCUGGGGAGUACAUGGAAACUUACAAAGCUGAACUUGAUAAAAGAAGGGCUGAAAAGCAACGAUUGGAGGAAGAUCGUAGGAGGGAGAACAUGGCUAAGUUGAGGAAGGAUAUGGAGAAAACUAAGCUAGAAACCGUGGGUAUGAACUCUGGUCCGAAGGACAAAGAAGAUAGGAUUGAACCCAUUAUGGAUGAAUUGAUUAAAAAGGAAGCCAUGAUGGAUGAAGAACAUGAAGAAGAGGAAGAGGAAGAUGAUGGUGAUGAUUAUGAGAGAUUUAGUGAAGAUGAAGAUGUUAUAUAUGAGGAUGAAGAUGAGGAGGUUGAUAGGUUUACUUUUAAGUGAUGCUUCCGUUUAGAAAUAUUUUUGAAGCUACUUUGUAUAGUACUUCCAGAUAUAUAAUUUCACCCAUUAAAGACUAUUGGAUGAUACAAGUCUAAGUUUGGUUGAAAUUUAAGUGGGUUGAAGAGAUGAUGGCUAGAUAAUUUUAUAUUUGUUUAUUUUAGGGCCUGAUUUGCAUUGCUCUUAGCUUUUAAAAGUUGAUGUUGUUUUUACCCAGAGGUGAAAUCUUCUUCGAUAAGAAGCAGUUUUGUAAAGUUCAAUUAUUCCAAUUUUGGGCUUCUUCUUCUUU
Molecule: messenger RNA, 2167 nt
Organism: Ziziphus jujuba (common jujube)
Lineage: Eukaryota; Viridiplantae; Streptophyta; Magnoliopsida; Rosales; Rhamnaceae
Product: GPN-loop GTPase QQT2
Exons: 7
Coding region: 739-1881 (380 amino acids)
Molecular function (GO): GTPase activity; ATP hydrolysis activity
Source: RefSeq, a predicted model, not a curated record